GGCCUAUUACAAUGGAUUGCGCUAAAAAUCUAGAACCCCAGAAGUCAGAUUUCAAAUCUGAAAUGUAUGAAGACCCCCAGGCUACCGAGUGUACAGCUUCCGUAGCUGCAGCUCACAAUGUUGUGCCUACUCUACAGCUUGACAACUUGGACAAGAGUUCGCCAGCUAAAAAAAUAAAAAUGUCUAUGGCACAGAUGAUGGAUAAAAUCAUAGAACAAAAGCUGCUGGAAAGAGAAAAAACAGAGAAACCAGCAAAGCCAGAGAUGGUAGCCCCCCAGCCUGGGACAAGUGGUGCUGAAAAAACGCAACAUAACAAACGGAGAAGGAAAAAAAGAAAUAAACUAACUGAGGCUGAGCCAACUAAAGUACAGGAAGAAGCUGGUAAAGAGCAAACUACGGACAAACCAAUCACUCUCACUCUUACUUUAAAUGAGUUGGAGCUAAAGGACUUAUUCAAGAGGUUCUCGAAACCUUGACUUAAGGUUGUUAGCGGUGAACAGAUUAACUAGGCUUUGUCAAGUAGAUAGGAUCUUCUCCAUCUGUUGUCCUUUGGUGCUGAGCAUCUAGAUAACCCUAACAGUCAGGCUUCUGCUGAUUUCACCAAGAAUGUCUUAUUCUAAUUUGUACAAAUGUCCUGGUUGGAUCAGGAUCAUCUUCUAUGUUUAGUUCAGCGGAGACAUUCAUUUUGUAAAUAAGACUGGUAGUCAUAUUAUAAUGUGGCUUUCUUUGCUAAUCCUGUUAUAAGGAACAUAGCAUGUACCACAGUUGCCAUUUUGUUUUACUUAUAGUUAUAGGUAAGAGUCAUUUGUACUUUUUUUAUAUGGUAUAAUUAGCAGGGAAAGAUUCCUUGCAAGUAGAGCUUUAAAUUUCUAUCAUUUUAUUACUGUGCUUUAAAAUAGUCUUGACUGUUCUGAUAGUUUUUUCUAGUUGUAUAAAAACAUGAAUGGUGUUUUUAACAUUGAAACUACCCCCUAAUUGUUAAAACUUUGAUCUGAAUAGUUAUCUACAAUUUUGUUACAAGCUGUUUUAUUACAUUUUAAUUUGUUGAAUUUUAUAAAAGAGGUGUUACUUACGCGCAAACUUGGGUGAAGGAAAUAUUUAAUUCAUGGAUGAUUGCAUUGAGGAGCUAUUCAUAAAUGAUUUCAUACAAGUUUAGGUUUUGUACUUUAUUUCUCCAUUAAUAAGUUGUCUGGUUUAUAUACCCCCACCUUAAACUAAAUUAUAUCAAAUACUACCGGUACAUUUAUUUUGUAUUUAAUAGUAAAAUUGCCAGAGAGAACAUAAAAUUUUGCUAUUUGAGGUUAGUACACACAAGAAAAUUUCAUUUAUUUGAAAAUCAUUUUCUAGUUUAAAAUUUAUUUCAUUUCAAUUUAUUCAGGGUCUAGUUGUUUUUUUACUUAUUAAAAGGAGUAACUAUUGUGUUGAGUUGUCAAUGUGGCUGUAUUUACUGAGUAUGCUGAAUGAUUCAACACCAAAACUUUGUUUGCAUUCCCGAAACCAUUCUCUAUUAUUAACUAUGGCAGAGUUCAUGUCAGUUUAGCUGUUUACUUUCUAAAACUGAUACAUCUAGAGGUAUAAAAAUAUUUUUUUUUUGCUAAGGAAUUAGAUAUUUAUUAUUUGUUUAAUUAAAGAACAAAUUUGUUUUCUUCAGAAUUUUAUAGUUGAAUUUGUGUUCUUGAUUUGUUUUUUUGAGCAGCAACCAACAGUGUACUAUUUUUCAUUGACUAAGUAGCUUUUGCAGCAAAUGUGCUUUUUUUUUUAAGGUGACUAUUUUCUAUGCUGUUUAUAUUUUACUGACAGUAGUACGGCUAGGAAUUACUGAAUUUUAUCUUAUUUUUUAGACAAACUUAAAAUGAAAGGACAACACCAAAACAGAUGUAUAGAUUCUUAUGUGAGGUUUAGAUGUGAGAUAUUUAAUGUAAUAUGGUUUGGUCCCCCCUCCCUUCCCUCUCCUGUUUCUGUCAGUUUUUCUCCACAACUCCCCUCCUCUCCAUACGUGUGCACUAAUGCAUGUUUUUCUUUGGUCUUCACUGAAUAUACAACUUUUGGUGUGAAUGUAUUUUUGUCUUCAUCUCUUUCUCUUGUUGUGAUGUCGUCAUGGUUGCUAUUUUUGCAUAUGAUCAGAUUUUCAUUAUUUUUAUCUACACUAUUUGACUGUUGUUCAAAUUUUUCCUUAUUCAAAAUAAAGUACAAAAUAUUUUAA
Physella acuta is the source of this 2203-nucleotide messenger RNA. RefSeq lists its product as uncharacterized. The record is from RefSeq and is a predicted model, not a curated record. Lineage: Eukaryota; Metazoa; Mollusca; Gastropoda; Physidae.